AUGGAAGAUAUCAGCGUACCAUUUUCUGAAGUUCAUUAUCUUACGAUUGAAAAAGUCGGUAAUGUACCAGUAACAAAAGGUAAUUUUCAAUCACUACCUGCUCAUGUUCAAACAUGGCUUGCACAAAUGAUUCAAUUAUGUACACCAAAGGCUGUAUAUAUUUCUGAUGGAUCACAAGAAGAAGCUACAAUAGUGACAAAAAAAUUAGUUGAUUAUGGUCAAUUGUCACCAUUGAAAAAAUAUGAAAAUUGUUAUAUUUGCCGAACAGAUCCUCGAGAUGUUGCUCGUGUUGAGUCAAAAACAUUUAUCGUUACAAAUGAUAAACAUUCAUCGGUACCACAUUCACGAGAAGGUGCCAAAUGUAUUCUUGGUUUAUGGAUGUCACCUCAAGAUAUCAGCAAGGAACUUGAUACUCGAUUUCCAGGAUGUAUGACUGGACGAACACUGAUGGUUAUUCCAUUCAGCAUGGGACCAGUUGGUUCACCAUUAAGCAAAAUCGGUGUACAAGUUACCGAUUCAUAUUACGUAUUACUUUCCAUGAGAGUAAUGACACGUGUUUCACCAGAUAUUUGGAGACAUCUUGCACAUGGAGAAGAAUUCGUUCGGUGUCUUCAUUCUGUUGGUGUUCCUCUUCCAGCUGCACAACCAAUUGUUAACAAUUGGCCAUGUAAUCCAGAAAAGACCAUGAUUGUUCAUUUUCCAGAUCCUCGCAAAGUAAUGAGCUUUGGAUCAGGUUAUGGUGGAAACAGUUUACUUGGCAAGAAAUGUUUCGCUUUACGUAUUGCUGGUCGUAUUGCCAAAGAUGAAGGAUGGUUAGCCGAACAUAUGUUAAUUAUGUCAAUAACAAAUCCAAAAGGUGAAGAAAAAUUCAUCGCUGCUGCUUUUCCAUCUGCUUGUGGAAAAACAAACCUAGCAAUGUUAACACCAACAAUUCCGGGUUAUACCGUUCAAUGUGUUGGUGAUGAUAUUGCAUGGAUGAGAUUUGAUAAAAAAACUGGCGAAUUACGUGCAAUCAACCCUGAAGCUGGCUUUUUUGGUGUAGCACCAGGAACAAAUAUGAAAACAAAUCCAAAUGCAAUUUUAACUUGUUUGAAAAAUUCAAUUUUUACUAAUGUUGGUGAAACAGCUGAUAGUGGAUUCUACUGGGAAGGUCUUGAAGAUGAAACACCAGCUGGUACUGAAGUAACGUCAUGGACCGGCGAAAAAUAUAAAUUAGGAGAAGAUAAAACAAAAAAAUCAAGUCAUCCAAAUGCGCGAUUCUGUUGUCCAGCUCGUCAAUGUCCAAUAAUUCAUAGUAGAUGGGAAGAUCCAGCUGGUGUACCUAUUUCAGCUAUUAUCUUUGGUGGACGAAGACCGGAAGGUGUUCCUCUAGUCAUUGAAUCACUCAAUUGGAAACAUGGCGUUUUUCUUGCUUCACAGCUUAAAUCGGAAUCAACUGCAGCAGCUGAAUUUACUGGCAAACAAAUUAUGCAUGAUCCAUUUGCAAUGCGACCAUUUGUUGGUUAUAACUUUGGACAUUAUAUUCAACAUUGGCUUGAUUUUGAAAAAGAUCCAAACAACAAAUUACCGAAAAUCUUUCAUGUCAAUUGGUUUCGUUUGGAUGAAAAUAAUAAAUUUCUUUGGCCUGGAUUUGGCGAUAAUAUUCGUGUACUUGACUGGAUUAUUCGACGUGUUAAUAAUGAAGAUGUUGCUGAUGUAUCACCUGUUGGUCUCUUACCCAAGAAAGGUUCCAUUAAUCUCGAUGGCCUUGAUAUUAAUUGGGAGAAACUAUUGAGUAUACCAAAAGAUUAUUGGACUGGUGAUAUUGAAGAAACUUUAACAUGGCUUGAUGGUCAAUUAGGUGAUGAUUUACCACAAGAUAUUCGUGCAGAAAUUCAGAAACAAAAAGAUCGCAUAUCUCAACUAAAUUAA
Molecule: messenger RNA, 1911 nt
Organism: Rotaria socialis
Lineage: Eukaryota; Metazoa; Rotifera; Eurotatoria; Philodinida; Philodinidae
Source: the annotation of a GenBank genome assembly